This is a messenger RNA of Physcomitrium patens, 1565 nucleotides long. RefSeq names its product soluble inorganic pyrophosphatase 4. Lineage: Eukaryota; Viridiplantae; Streptophyta; Bryopsida; Funariales; Funariaceae. Gene Ontology annotation, biological process: phosphate-containing compound metabolic process. Gene Ontology annotation, cellular component: cytoplasm. The record is from RefSeq and is a predicted model, not a curated record. Gene Ontology annotation, molecular function: magnesium ion binding; inorganic diphosphate phosphatase activity.
ACAUGAUGUGCCUCGUGCUAGCGGAAGCGUGAUGGCGCGACGCGGUUGCAGCAGCAGCAGCGGCUGGCUGCUGCUGCUGGCUCGUGCUGCUGCGACGCGAGGGGACUCGUUUUCUCGGCGGACACACGCUGAUUUUGCGCGGAAAGGGAAGCACUAUAAGCCUCGCCGCUGCCAUCCUUCAGUUGCAGGCUUGUGUCUUCUUGUGUUCCUCUGUGGCUCACUACAAGCUUUUUCCCUUCUUCGUGGGUCUGUUGAGCACAAGAUUUCUGGAGUAACUGCCGGCGUGUGAGCGGUCGUUUAUUUUCUUUUGUUGGGUCUUUUUGCAUUUGAUUGGGAGGGUGCCCACGACGGGGCAACUCUUGGCCAGCUAAGGAGCCGGCUCACAAAGUCUUACCGCUUAACUCCCGCAUUCUUUCCGGUAUGGAACGUCGCACUGUGGCUGCCCACCCGUGGCACGAUCUGGAAAUCGGUCCUCAGGCACCUGCCAUUUUCAACUGUGUUAUUGAAAUCGGAAAGGGGAGCAAAGUCAAGUACGAGCUUGACAAGAAGAGUGGUCUGAUCAAGGUUGACCGUAUCCUGUACUCAUCGGUUGUGUAUCCCCACAACUAUGGUUUCAUCCCCCGCACGCUCUGUGAAGAUGAGGAUCCCAUCGAUGUCCUUGUCAUCAUGCAGGAACCUGUUCUCCCUGGAUGCUUCCUUCGCGCUCGCGCUAUCGGCCUUAUGCCCAUGAUUGACCAAGGUGAGAAAGAUGAUAAGAUCAUCGCUGUCUGUGCUGAUGAUCCCGAGUACAGAGACUUUAAGGACAUCAAGGAGCUUCCACCUCACCGUCUUGCAGAAAUUCGUCGGUUUUUUGAGGACUACAAGAAAAAUGAGAACAAGUCAGUUGCUGUUGACGAAUUCCUGGGUCAUGAGGCUGCUAUUGCCGCUAUCGGCCACUCGAUGGAUUUGUAUGCCUCGUACAUUGUGGAGAGCUUGCGCCAGUCUCAUGCUCCAGUGCCUAAUAAAACUAUAUCUCGAACCGAAUCGUCGAAAAUGAUGUGCGGUUCGUCGCUGCGUCAUAGACUUCGUUCGGAGAGAAAGUCUCUUUUGAAAGAGGAAGUGCAAGAGGAGCCCAUCGCGGGGCAGAUCUCAGACUCGUCGCUCCAAAGUACGGCAACUGAGGUGCAGAAUGGUAGCAGCUGAGCUUCACUGAACGGCAACGCAACUGCCGAACUGCCGCUCCAUGCGGCUGAAAUGCUUCAUACGUGUUGCAUUUGAUGGCAGGAGCAUACGACUCUACUAAAGUGCGCUUAUUGAACACAAGGAUUUUCUGUGAUAUCUACUAUUCUAGUUCCAUGUACAAAAUUGAGUGCAUGAUGUCAUUCUGAAGGUAUAAGUCAUCGUAGUUACGUAUUACGUAAUUAACGUUCUCGAAUGAGUUUUUCGGAGAGUGUUUCAGAAUAUUAUUCUGAUAGUCGAAAUGACUUGCUCUCCCAUGAAAUUAAAUUUUUAACCUUCACUAUUGUUGUCAUAUGCAAAGUACAUACGACUAAUGAAAAUGCAAGUGAUUAAUUAGAAAUUUGCAA